UUGCAUGUAACUUUUAUUUUUGUCUUUUUUUUAAGGUCAACACACGAACGGUGGCAGAAUGUGUUGCGUUUUACUACAUGUGGAAGAAGUCCGAGCGAUUCGACUUUUUCGUCCAGCAAAACCGAUUCGGGAAGAAGAAGUUCAGCAGUUAUCCUGGCGUCACGGAUCUGAUGGACCGGUUGGUGGAUGAAGCCGAGGGUUUGGUGGAUGGAUCUGCGUCUGUGUGUUCCAGCGGCAGUGGCAGGAUCGAGCCUCCAACCGAGCAACAGCUCAACCUGCUCAACUCCAUCACAGCCAGUGACCUCUCGGCGUUGACCAGCACAGUGGCAUCGGUGUGUAACCCCGCAGACGUCAGCUGUCUGGACUCCUACAGCUUCUCCUCGCUGGACGGGCUUCACCGCGGUCCCCUGAGCCACGAAGAGCCGCUCAACUACUCCAGCAACAGAGACGGAGACUGCCUCAACCUGAUGGAGACGGGCUUCUACCACUCGGAGCUCGGGCAGAUCAGUGUGUGCGGCGAGGACUGCGAACGCCCCCCGGCCAAGCGGAUGAAGAUGGGCCUGUCGGAGCCGUUCUUAAACGACAGCAGGAACAUGAGCGUGGAUUUCGAGGGCCGCACGCACCACAUCACAAGUGCCAAAAUGGCAGUUUCGGUCAGUGACUUCAGCGAGGCGGGCAGCUACAUGGGAGCACACACACUACAUCAGCACACGGCGCUGCAGUCGGAGUAACACUUCGUGCUUCAUGCAAUCCAAUAUAUUCCUUCAGUUUCCUGAUUAUAUAUACAUGUGUGUAUAUAUGUACAGAUUGAUCUUUUUUUUUUUACUAUGACAUCAGUGAUGUCUAAUUGUACAGACCUAAAUCUUGAUUUCUCAAGAGCUAAUACAGCCAUUUAUUUUCCAGUCUUGAAUUUUUGGAAGUGUCAUAAGCGUGUGUGCGUCCGAAUACUGUGGAAAACAUGAACUGGCGUACGUCGGCCGACUGCAAGGAGGUUUUCUAAGCCAUCAUCUUGACGACAUGAGCUCGGCCUCUCUGUGUUUCCCAUCAAGUGUUUACAGCUCUGCCUUCGUCUGGAUGGCGUCUAGGACCACUUCUUAAUUUGGGUUUUUUUUGCACCAUGGAAAGUUCAGCCUUGGGAGGUUUUCUGCUAUUUCGAAAUGACUGCAAAAACAAACCUACGAACAAUUGAAAGUGGAAUAGGCCCUAAAUACAGUAGAGGUAUUAGUGUGUGUAAUUGAUCUACUUUUGCGCAUAUUUAUUAGUGUUUCUCUUGCUUUAGCAGUCUGCGUUUUGCAUAUUUAUUGCAAUGAAGACCAUUGGACUGCAUUACAGUCAAAAUCUUUGGUUUCCCAAAGUGGUUUUGAAAUACUGGCACAUGCAUUUUUUUUUGUUUUUCAAUCUGUUUUGAUAUUUAGAGAUCACUAUUUAUUGAAAAACCUUUUUUGCAGGGAUUUCUCAUCAUGGGAACCGAACCCAAACCCGCAGUUUUACCCGUCUGCUCCCUUCAGUAACUUAAUUAUGCAACGUUGUAAAUGACUCCUCGUCGUCAUCGUUUGUGUUCGUUUGCGUUCCAAGUCCUUGAUGAAGGCCUGCAAGCACUGACCCGACGUUUAUCUAUGCAUCAAGAAUCGCUUACAGAUGAAACGGAUCAUUUCGGACCUUGUUUGCUUGUUUUAUUUAACACGCUCUCGUAUGGCAAUAAUUUGUAAAUAUGUAGAUAUCACAUACCUUCCUUUUUUUUUUUUACUUGCUUUUGAGUCUGCGUGUGCCACAAGAAUGCCUUCUCGACUUACUUUAACCGUUCGUUUGAUGCUUUUCCUCAAAAGAGAUUUGCUUAAGAAGAGAGUUAUUUAUUUAUUUAUUCACUUGACUGCAAGUGGGUGUUGUAUUUAGCGUCCGCUGGAGACGAAGAGCCGUCGUUGUCUUCACAGGAAGUCGCGGCGCUAGCUGAAUGUACAGUAUUAUCACAUCUUAGGGAUUUACUGAACUCGAAUGUCUCUUGGUUAAGGCAGAAGCCCGGUUUGCAGUAUUGCCUUAACCUUCAUUCAGAACUUGGGAGGGUUUUCAGGACGGUGAUCUCUCUCUCUUUUGGACGGUUCACGCUGUGUCUAAAAUAGUUUCCUCGUACCUGUGGACUGAAUCCUCCAUAUUUAUAUUUUUGGACUUGACAUACUUGAAGGAUGUGUAUUGAUCAGUUUAAAUACAAUAUUCUCCAAUGCAGUCCUGUAGGUUGUGCAAUUAAUUUCUUCUGUCCCUUACGAGAAUGGAAAAGAGCUUUAGGAAAUGUCUUGGUGCAGUAAUUUGUGUCCAAAAAUUUGUGUUAAAAAAUGAAUAGCUUAACAUUUGAAAUUGUAAUGUAAUGGUUGUCUGCUUCCAGGGAAAGAAAAUGUACAUUUGAAAACCUUCCAUUUAUCUUUGGAAAUGUUGUAUGCUUUAUUUUGUUUCAUAUUCGAUUGGUUUUCAUUCACUUUCAUGCUUUUCGGAGGCGGGGAAGUUACUAGUUAAAGUUGUUUUUCAACAAAAUUUGAUGUGAUUAAAAUUAUAGUGUUGAAUAGACAAUCAAACGUCGAUUAAUAUUGGAAAAGGACAUUUUAUCAUUCUAAAUGUUUGUACAUAGACGCUGUUCUUGUUUUGUUGGUUUUUAUUUUGUAUUUUAUGUUGUACCUAACUGGCGAACCAUUCCAGAAAUAAAGUUCUGGAGAUAUUA
Molecule: messenger RNA, 2707 nt
Organism: Carassius auratus (goldfish)
Lineage: Eukaryota; Metazoa; Chordata; Actinopteri; Cypriniformes; Cyprinidae
Product: mesoderm induction early response protein 3-like
Exons: 3
Biological process (GO): negative regulation of transcription by RNA polymerase II
Cellular component (GO): nucleoplasm
Molecular function (GO): transcription corepressor activity; histone deacetylase binding
Source: RefSeq, a predicted model, not a curated record